Molecule: messenger RNA, 633 nt
Organism: Vollenhovia emeryi
Lineage: Eukaryota; Metazoa; Arthropoda; Insecta; Hymenoptera; Formicidae
Product: aminopeptidase 2-like
Exons: 2
Coding region: 151-633 (160 amino acids)
Biological process (GO): peptide catabolic process; proteolysis
Cellular component (GO): cytoplasm
Molecular function (GO): zinc ion binding; metalloaminopeptidase activity; peptide binding
Source: RefSeq, a predicted model, not a curated record
CGAAUGUUAUAAAUAGGAGACUAGAGCCAUUUCUCUUCAUAAGUUAAGACGUUUUACUAUCAAGUGGUAAGUUAUAAACCGCUGUAACGUUUUGGCAAUUGUAUUCUCGCAAAUAUAUAAAGGAGCAAGGUAUUCGAAAGGAGGAUUAGUAUGGCGUUUCUGAAAGUAUUAGUAAAUAUCGGCCUAAUAUUCACCGCCAUAACGGCUCUUCCUGUUGACGGAAAUUCAGAAAAUAACUCGAGCGCGACGGUCAAUUACCGUUUACCAGACAACGUUGUGCCGGUGCACUACGGCAUCGAAUUAAUACCUUACAUUGAAGAGGAUAAUUUUACCUUCGAUGGUAAAUCUCACAUCAUAAUCGAGGUUCGUCGUGCAACGCGAGACUUAAGUUUGCACGCGUUGGACUUGACGAUAAAUGAAGAAGCGACGUCAGUGGUCAGAAGUGACAUAAUUACCUACGCACCGACCGCUCAUAAUUAUAACAAUGAAACACAAAUCUUAACCUUUCAUUUUGAUGACGAGUUACCCCUUGGAAUUUACAGUUUAUAUGUACAAUUCGUCGGUAUUCUAAACGACGAAUUGCAUGGCUUCUUCAGAACAUCAUACAUUAACGAAAACGGAGAUAAAGUGUGA